Cavia porcellus (domestic guinea pig) is the source of this 12755-nucleotide messenger RNA. RefSeq names its product guanylate cyclase 1 soluble subunit alpha 2 (gene Gucy1a2). Gene Ontology annotation, biological process: response to oxygen levels; cGMP biosynthetic process. The record is from RefSeq and is a predicted model, not a curated record. The coding region runs from base 150 to 2339 and encodes 729 amino acids. NCBI's taxonomy places the organism in Eukaryota, Metazoa, Chordata, Mammalia, Rodentia, Caviidae. Gene Ontology annotation, cellular component: guanylate cyclase complex, soluble. The transcript is spliced from 8 exons. Gene Ontology annotation, molecular function: heme binding; guanylate cyclase activity.
UGGGCCCCGGGGACCCCAGCCCGGCCGGCCGCGACCGCAGCGCCUAACGCCGCCCUCGCCGGUCGGUCCCGCGCCGCCGCCGCCGCCCUCGCCCGCGUCCCCGCGUCCCCAGCGCCGCCCGCCGCGGCCGCCGCAGCGCAGCCCCCAGCAUGUCUCGGAGGAAGAUCUCGUCCGAGUCCUUCAGCUCGCUGGGCUCCGACUGCCUGGAGACCAGCCCGGAGGAGGAGAGCGAGUGCCCGCUGUCCCGGCUCUGCUGGAACGGCAGUCGCAGUCCGCCCGGCCGGCGCGAGCCCAGCGCGGCCGCCGCCGCCCUCGCCCCGGCCCCGGCCGCUUCCGCCGCCGCCGCCGCCUCGGCCGCGUCCGGGGCCAGGAGGGCGCAGCGCCGCCGGCGGGUCAAUCUGGACUCUCUGGGCGAGAGCAUCAGCCGCCUGACGGCGCCCUCGCCUCAGACAAUACAGCAGACUCUCAAGAGGACAUUGCAGUAUUAUGAGCAUCAAGUUAUUGGUUACAGGGAUGCAGAAAAGAAUUUCCACAAUAUCUCUAACAGAUGCUCCUAUGCAGACUAUUCCAACAAAGAGGAAAUUGAAGAUGUCUCAGGAAUUCUUCAGUGUACUGCUAACAUACUAGGUUUGAAGUUUGAGGAAAUUCAAGAAAGAUUUGGAGAGGAAUUCUUUAAGAUAUGCUUUGAUGAAAAUGAGCGAGUUCUUCGAGCUGUAGGUGGCACAUUGCAGGACUUUUUUAAUGGGUUUGAUGCUUUGUUGGAACACAUUAGAACUUCUUUUGGAAAACAGGCUACUCUGGAGUCACCAUCUUUUCUAUGCAAAGAGCUUCCUGAAGGGUCGCUUAUGCUCCACUACUACCAUCCUCACCAUGUUGUGGGGUUUGCAAUGCUGGGGAUGAUUAAAGCUGCAGGAAAGAAGAUCUAUCACCUGGAUGUGGAAGUGGAACAGGUUGCACAUGAGAAGCUGUGCUCUGAUGGUUCAAACCCAGGCAACUGUAACUGUCUUACUUUCCUGAUCAAAGAAUGUGAAAAUACCAACGUCACGAAGAAUCUUCCACAGGGAACCUCCCAAGUUCCAGCGGACCUUAGGAUUAGCAUCAGCACCUUCUGUAGAGCCUUCCCUUUUCACUUGAUGUUUGAUCCCAACAUGUCAGUCCUUCAGCUGGGGGAAGGUCUAAGAAAGCAACUCCGCUGUGACACUCACAAAGUGCUCAAGUUUGAGGACUGCUUUGAGAUUGUUUCUCCAAAGGUCGAUGCCACCUUUGAGAGGGUCCUUCUGCGACUGUCCACCCCAUUUGUGAUUAGGACCAAGCCUGAGGCUUCUAGUACUGAAAAUAAAGACAAGGUUAUGGAAAUCAAAGGACAAAUGAUUCAUGUACCAGAAUCAAGUUCCAUCUUGUUUUUGGGCUCCCCAUGUGUGGACAAGUUGGAUGAACUCAUGGGUCGAGGGCUGCAUCUCUCAGACAUCCCUAUCCACGAUGCUACCCGGGAUGUCAUUCUGGUGGGUGAGCAGGCAAAGGCCCAAGAUGGCUUGAAGAAGAGAAUGGAUAAAUUAAAGGCCACGUUAGAAAGGACUCAUCAGGCCCUGGAAGAAGAGAAAAAGAAGACAGUGGAUCUCCUAUAUUCUAUUUUCCCUGGUGAUGUAGCCCAACAGUUGUGGCAAGGACAGCAAGUGCAGGCCAGAAAGUUUGAUGAUGUCACCAUGCUCUUUUCAGACAUUGUUGGCUUUACAGCUAUUUGUGCCCAGUGCACUCCGAUGCAAGUGAUCAGCAUGCUGAAUGAACUGUACACCAGAUUUGACCACCAGUGCGGAUUUCUGGAUAUUUACAAGGUGGAAACAAUAGGUGAUGCAUACUGUGUUGCAGCAGGACUGCACAGGAAAAGCCUCUGCCAUGCCAAACCCAUCGCUCUGAUGGCCUUGAAGAUGAUGGAACUUUCAGAGGAGGUACUGACACCUGACGGAAGACCAAUUCAGAUGAGGAUAGGCAUUCAUUCAGGCUCCGUGCUGGCUGGUGUUGUUGGGGUGAGAAUGCCUCGAUACUGUCUCUUUGGAAAUAAUGUCACUCUGGCAAGCAAAUUUGAAUCAGGAAGCCACCCUCGGCGCAUCAAUGUCAGCCCGACCACCUACCAAUUAUUAAAACGAGAAGAAAGUUUCACAUUCAUUCCUCGGUCCCGUGAAGAACUUCCAGACAACUUUCCAAAAGAAAUCCCCGGGAUCUGCUAUUUCCUGGAGGUAAGGACUGGUCCAAAGCAGCCAAAGCCUUCUCUUUCUUCAUCCAGAAUAAAAAAGGUUUCCUACAACAUCGGCACCAUGUUCCUCCGAGAGACAAGCCUCUAAAACCUGCAGAUCAAAGACUCCUCCGAAAAGCACAAGCCUAGACCAAGAGUCCCUACAGGAGGGUGGAAAGAGAUGCUUCUCUCUUGAGACUUUCUUGAGAAUAAAUGGUGGAAUUUCUGCUAUGUCAGGCAAUAAUCCUAGAAAAAGUUGUGUGAAUGUUGUCCAUAAAAGGCUGAAUCUGUAUAAGUAUUUUGGAUAUAUAUAUAUAUAUAUAUAUAUAUAUAUAUAUAUGAUUCCUUUUAAAAGAAAACCAAUAGACUCCUAUUGUCUUGUUUUUCACCUACACAGUUAUCUUUCCCUGUAUAUUUGUAUCACUUUUGAAAGCCAGUUUUGAGUAUAUAUUCCUACAUUUAGUGAGUUGAUGAGGAAUAUUUUCUAAUUUGCUUUUUCUGAACAGGCAUUUCAUACAUAUAUCAUGGCAAUGUGGUAAACUUCCCAGCAGGAAGAAUUGUAACUCAGCAAAAUAUUUAAGGAAUAUUACCUAUUUUUAUACAUAUCUCUUCUUCUAGAUAAUAACAUUUCACACAACAUUAUUAGAUUUCCAGAAUCUGCUACACAUUGUUGGUAUAUUACGUAAUGCUAACCUAGUAAUCUAAUAUAAUUUUGCUUCUUUAGAGAGAUUAGUGCCUGGACUGGGAAUACAUAUAAUCAAGGAUUUCAGAUGCUGAGAAAGUGUUGUACUUCUGUUAGUAAAUAUAUCUUUUAGAUUUAAUUAAUGCAGUAUGGAGUCCAGAGGUAAUAGAAUUUCCUCAUAGCAGAUACAUUUGUAACUAAGAUUAAUGAAAGUUCUGUUUUUUGCCAUCAUGCCAAAAUGCUUUGUUACCUUGGACCCUUUUCAAUUUAGCAGUUAUAAAUAUAUGUAGUUUAACAUUCAACUGCAUUCUAAUGAACAGCAUCCUUCUAAGUAACAUGUUAGUAAUUCCCCUUGCCUUCCCAAAUUGAUGCGUCAUAAGAGCUGACUGCCAUUCCAGGAAGCAAAUUCCCAAGAUACUGGCAUUACUGACACAAAAAAGAUUCAGACAUUUUUCUAAGAAUAUUCUUUCUUAUUGCAUAAUACAAAGCAAGGAAUAUCCUGUGCUUUAUAGCAUUGAGAUUUUCUUUUACGUGUUCUUCUCUAGUUUGUUUGAUGUGGCUUUUAAAUUCAGUGAAUCAUCUUCACGAACAUGGAAGAAGUUCUAACUUUCUAAACUAGUAAUCACUGUAGAUACAGAUAAGUUUCCAUCCUAUGUUCUGCUAUAAUGAAAUCCUAUUCCCCCCGUUAAUCAACAUUGCAUGAGAAAUAUUGUUACAGGCUCAUGGUAAAAUUAUGACAACAGUAUGUCCAGAGUUUUCCUGUUUUGGAUCAGAUCUAAACCUAAAUUUCUAUUAAGGUUAAUGAGCUGGAAGUGUUGUUACUUUAAAGUCUUCGGAGUAGACACUUUCUAUUCCAGUAGGUAUACUCAUUAGUAGUUUGUUUCUACUAAAUCCAAUAUUUUUUUUCAGGGAUUUUGGUUGCAUUAUGAUCUGGUUAUGAUAUAACUCAACUAAGGUAUAUAUUAACUAAUUUCCAGUGCAGUCUGUGAGGCAUAAUUAAUGUUUUUAAGCUAAAUGUGUGGCUAGAAAACAUUUAUAGAUUUGCAAACUAUUUGGUAUAGUUGUAAUAUUUUUUAUAAUUUGAGCUCUUUUUCUCAUCCUGUGGUCUAAGAAACCAUUACUGCAGCAGUCUUCCUAUGGAGAAUACAAGACACAGAUACUGAGCUUCUAACCUUGCCUGACCCACUCUUUGCUGAGUCCAGGUCUCUGAUUUUACCUUUAUGGAAAGCAAGGGCCAGGUUAUCUACAGAAGUCUGUGUAGGCUAAAGACAGGGUAUUUUCAUGAUGGUGAUUAUAAGAAAUAUCUGCAGUGAACUUGUCCUUUACAGGGCACGGGGCAGGGGUGGUGGUGGGUGUUACCACCAAUACUGUUAGGGGGUGGAAGCACCUCAGUCCUCAUGGAAAUGCUAGAAAAUUGCCUGAGAAGUUCUGAAGGGCUCCUCAGAGCGUAGUAGUGUGAGGACAGACCCAAUAUCAUUCCAAUCAUGUAUGCUUAUUCCAUUCAGUGACUUAGAGCUUAUUUUGGUAUAUUUAAUUUAAAAAUUAAAAAAUAUUCUGGUGAUAAUGUGUUUUGUUACCAUAUGGCUGAAAUGGAAUUUUGCCCAAUCUAUUUCUCUGCUUUUUGUAAAAAAUCGCUUAAGCAACUAUUCUAAACAUAUGGUUGUUAUCUCUGUACUUAAAAAUAUCUAUGGGGACUGUCUAUAUUUUAAAACAAACAUUGGAAAUCCACUCCAUUAUUUGAUAAUUGUUAGUAGGGCUCCAGAGAAGAAUUUCUGUGUAUACUCUGAACUUCUCAGAAGAAUCUCACACUAUAAUGGUUUAUAUGAUUUCAUAUAGAGAAGUAGCCAUUUACACUGUCACAAAUGUCACAUUCCAGAGAUCUAUUAUAUAUCACAGGAUGAAAAAUACAUUUUUCAUACUCUCUCUAUAUAUAAUCUAUAUAUUUUUGAGGUUAUUUUGAGGCAAUGGGCUAAACUUUUAAUCAUUUUAUCAACCUAUUAAAGAUGAUUAUUAGAGUUAUACUGUCACUACUUAUGUUUACAAGAUACUGUAUAAAAUGUCUGUUAUUCUAGCUGCAGUCAGAAAUGAAAUGCUGUGAAAAAAGCGUUAUAUUUUCAUUUGCCCUAUACAAUACAGUGCAUAUGUCUUAGCUUAGAAACUGUGACUGUAAAAUGUGCCAGCAUCUGUAUUUUGUUAGACUAUUACAUGUACAGUAUUUUCAUUUACUUAUAAACUGUUAGGAAUAUCAUGCCUUUAAAUUAGAUUAAAGGGAAUUUAAUAAUAUCCCCUUAGAAACUAAAUGAUAUUAAUUAAUAUACCUUUCCCUAAAAGGAGUACUUUCAUUUUUAUUCUGGUACCUAUAACUGUCCUCUUACUCUUUAAAGGAGAUAAUUUAGAGAAAUAUCCUUAUAACUAGCCAUUAGUACUAAACCUUCACUUUGGUGUCAUGAUUAUUUUACUGGAUUGAAUGCUAUCGUCUGCAAAUAAAUUGAUAAUCUAACAAAAUCAGAAUCCUCAAAUAUUUACUUAAAACUUAUUAUUCCAUAUCUGCUUUGUGAAAUGUAACAAACAGAUAAUAGUGACUAUGGUUAAAAAUAAUAGUAUACCUAAGCAACACAUUAAUUGGAUUUCUUAGUUGUAUAAUGUAAAAGUGAAGAAGAUAAAGCUUCUAACUUACCCUUACAUAAGUGUUUACCUCUAUAUUCAUCUUUUCUGUUUUAUUUUGAAGUAUUUUGAGUUUGUCUUUUAAUUUGUAGUGAACUGUAAGAUGUUGUGACUCUGAGUUAGAUACUAAUGCCUGAGAUUUGAGAAUGGACUGGUGGAACUAGCCCUAAGUGUUAUCUCUCAUAGUCCCACACUUCUUCCUCUUGUUCUAUGACAAUGAUUUAUAUUUGGAAAUUUCUUCAAAAAGUUUCACCAGUAAAACAAAAGCAAACUGAUAAGAUAUAAAAGGCAAAGCCAUGAAGAAUUUUGAAAUCCACCAUAUUGUGUUUUGUACAGAAUUUUAUUUCUACUGAUUGAAAUUGUGUGACUGAAGUUUCAUCUUAGCAACAGGGAGCUCAGAUUAUGAGCAUCAUUAGCUAUAUUUGUUGAAGACUCCUUUGGUUUCUGACCUGUUGAAGGCAGGUGCUAUGGAUGACUAGCACAGAAAGGCAAAGCUUUGUACAUGGGUCCCACCUUGCCAGGCAUUCUGAGUGAGAGUUAUCCAGCCUGGACCCUCUUACUCCAUGCUGUCACUCAAAACAGUCUCACUGCAUUAAGAUAGGCAUAGCAAACUUUAUUCUCUACUUUUGAACUGUAGGUGACUGCAGAAAGAGUUACUGAUGCCUGAAUCAAGCAGGUGACCCAACACAGUUUCAGGCCUCCAUUAGAGUACUCACUUUUGUCUGAGGUGUUUGGGUAUUGCUUAUAUCUGCAGUUUCUUCCUGUGUUCUUUCUUCAAAAUAUAGUCUAAAUGAAAGCUCUUUGUGCAACUCCUCCGAAUUUUCCUUUGGAAUUAAUUAUACAGAAUCUGAAUAUUCUUUGGAUGGCACGAGAUGAUUUUACUCAAUAAAAACCUAGAAAUUCAAGAACCAAGCCCUAUAUUUUAACUUAUUGAAUACUAUUAUUAGAUUAUAGAACUCCAACUACAAAGAUCAUGUUUUUUCAGAGGCUUCUAAAAGUAUAACUUGCUGGAGAUAAUACAGACAUCCAGAUGCUAAUGACAGUGAAUUACUGAAACUUAAAAUAUGCAUUCUGAAUGGCUUUAUGGGCAUCUCUUCCUAUGACUACCUAUACCUAAUUCAUAGUCAAUAUAAUAUGCGUGUGAAUUGGGUUAACAUGGUGGAAUAAGACCUACUGUUAAAUGGGUAAAUUAAUCCUAACCAUGAACUCAAUUUUGGGAUUCUCUCAGUGGUGAAUGAAUAGCAGACAUUGAUUUUAUAUAAAGAUUAUUAUAAUCUUUUCAGAGAAUAUUGAGGUAGUGUGCAACAUUCCUUCCUCACACUUGAUUCAAACAAUUGCAGCUUAAGUAUUAUUGUCCUGCCAUCUGUCUGUCUCCUACCUUUGUUCUGUCUUUCUUUUCAUUUAAAAAAGUCAUUAGUAUGUUUAUAAUACAGGUGGAAUUGCAGCUGACUUUAUUCUGCACAUAUGCAUAUUCUUAGUUCAUAAGUUUUUAUUAAAAUAUAGAUGUUUCAUGACUAAAAUUUUGGGGAAGAUUUGGGAAUGUAGAUUUUAUUUCUAAAAUGUUGUGACCAGAUCAUGGCUCCAGUAAACACCUUAUUGUCAUUCCGUACCUAAUAAGAAAUCACCUAAUUCAAUGAUUCAACCGAUCUUCUUGGAAAUAUCUGGAAGCCUUCAUAAGAAUUACCUAGGCAGUUCUGGGAAUACAGAUUACUGGACUUUACUUUCAAAGAUCUAGAUUCAGUAGGUCUCAGGUAGGACCUUGGAAUCUGCACUUAAAAAACCACUCUAAGUAAUGCUGUCAUAUAGCCAGACUUGUAGAUCUUUGGAGAGUGUACAAAAAAAAAAACUCAACUACUAGAAGUCAAGACAAGUUUACGGAAAUAAUAACACAUCAACUCGAGUGUAGUUAUUUUUAAAGUUAAACAUUCUCUGAGCUUCAAGCCAUUGUCUUUCCCACAAAUUUUAACUUUAGUUUUAAAGUGUAGUCUGCUUUAUUAGUAUGAGUUUUCAAACUUAUUAGAGUCAGAAGUCAAUACUGAUAAGCAUGAGGAAUGAAUCUUGCUCACAAUAUGGCCAUUAGGCAUGCUAGCUGUCGUACCAUUUUCUUUAGUAACUGCUGCAGCCAUGUAGUAUGUCCUAUUUGCUGAUCCCCACCACUGCAGCAUAUGUUAUAAAUUUUAGAACACAGAAACAAAUUUGGGAGUGACAGCCUUACUUCUGAAUGCUUUACACUUUAUAUUAUGAUAAAGCACUAACAAUAUUUUUCACAUAGAAUUGUGCAUUCAUCUAAGAGUGACUUCCUAGCAAUACCUUAUAACAACAUUCCAAGCAAUAAUUUAAGCCAUGAUGAUGAUGCCAUACAAAAUGUGCACUUCUCUGCAUUAUAUAGAACCUUUGAGAAAAUAAAGACAUGGUUUAUAUAAGCAAUAAUGUAGCUGGUAUGAACUUUUUAAUGAUAUUCACCAUUUUGUAGCAAAAUGAGCAUCAAUGAUGAUGGAAAGAAAAUAUUUGAGUAAAUAACGUGCUCAAUCUAUCUCAGAAGUCAUUUGUUUGCAAACAUGCUAUAAAGAAAUUAAUAUAUCAGAUUAUUUCUGGUGUAUAAUUUAAAAAUACCUUGCAUAAUGUUUUCUGCUUCUUUUAAAAAGGUUUUUGUGUUAUUUGUUGUGCUGCACAAAUCUUCAGAUUUUUGUGUAUGAUAGAUAGUAAGGACCAAGUUAAGGAUGAUGGAUGAGUGAAAAUGAAGUAUAGCAAGAGCUGAUUGAAAAAUUAGAUGGUACAAAAAUAUACUUUUAAGUACACAUUAGUUAAAAUGCUGGUUUGUUAAAAACUUCAAAGAUAAAAAGAGCUCAGUGUGAUUAUUCUCUGUGACAGGUACAUAGAUGUUUAGUAAGUAUAAUGUUUUUAUUACAAAUAUGAUUGACUAAAAUUUAUCUAUAGUAUAGUUUUAAAAUGUUUGCAAAUGAUGAAUCACUAAAUCUUAAAAAUGUCAAAUUGAAUAACUCAUGUUUUUAGAGUUCUUAAAGUAUUUUUAAUGAAAUGUAGCAUUAUCAAUAAUAUCAGUCUAUUGUUACUUAACAAUACAGUCUAUUGUUACUCAUCCAUUGUUUAGAGUAAUGUAUUAGUAUUAUACUUAAAAGCAGCUGGCAAAUUUUUGUUACAAUGAGCAAUAUAUAAACAUCAAAUCAUUAUUUAUCAUAUAAAUUUAGAUACAUUUCCAAGUAUCUAAAUUCAAUUCCUAUUGUUUUCCAAGUAUCUAAAUACAAUUCCUAGCUAGUUAAGCUCUGCUCUAAUCAUAAAUACUACUAGAAUGAUGGGCAGGUUUGCUUUUUUUUGACCUUUACUUUCCUAUUAUUGGUAGUAAAACUUAAUAUCUUCCUAUCCACAAUUGGAAAAUCAAAAUGAAACAGAAUGAAAAAGUUUUGACAUUAUACUUUUGUGUUUCAGUGGUUUUUACAUCCUUAAUAAGUAUACAUUUGAGUAAAUAAAAAGGAUUUAAUUUGAAUCCAAUAAAUUUAUCUUCUCAGUUGAUCCAUCUCAUUUCAAAUCAGAUCAUUGUUAAUAUUAAAGUACAGUAUUCUUGCUUAUUAUUUGAAAGCCAAUGAGAAUGUGAGAGAGGGAGGGAGGGAGGAAAACAGAGAGGGGGAAGAGAAGAAGAAGGGAUGAGGGAAAAGGGAAGGAAAGAGGGAGAAAAAGUGGGUGAGAGGAAAAGAUGGAUAAGUAGAGAGAGACAGAAAGAGAAAGAGAGACAGAGACAGAGACAGAGACAGAGAGACAGAGAGAGACAGAGAGAGAGCCAAAUCAAAAUAUCUGGAGUAAAUCAGGGAUGUGCAAAAUUGCUUUUUUGCAUAAUUUCUCUUUCUAAAGACGGUUCCCUGCAUAUUGCUGCUGGUCAGUCAUACAUCAAAUUCAGCAGUAAAGGGCAUAUUAAGGGAUGAAUUAGACAGUUUCUUUAAACGAGCCCAAGAAGAAAGAUUUGACAUUUUUCUUCAGGAAGGUAUAGAGAAUCAGUAAAGAGGCGGUUUUCACAAUACAUGCCUCUGGUUAAUGAAAGCAAAAUGACUCAUUUGAUUGGUGGUCACGGUUGUUGCAAAAUAAAUAAAUAAAUAAAGCAGAAACAAAACACCUCAACCAGCCUUUGUUAGUCAUUUUAUGAGGCAAUCCCAGUCUCUCAGCUGCUGCAUAGCUCAGUGAAACUGGGAUUAGAAGCCCACAGAACUAUAAAUAGAACUUUCUGAAGUUGGCAGGUAGAACUAGCUUUGGUUACAAUGAUAAAGGUAAAUGAAAGUGUCAGGACAUCUGGAUUCAAUGAAUAAAGAAAGCUAAACACCAGCUUUGCCAUAUGUCACAGAGAAGCCUACUAAAAUUAGCACAGAAGUCAGUGUGCAAGUGAUACUAAAAGAAAACAUUUUCUUUCCUAUAACAUGCUUGGCUGAGUUAGCAUUCUUUAGGAAGAGUGUUUUAUUUUACGCAUUCUGCUUUCUCUCUGAAAUUAUAGAAAUUACAUUGUUUCCUGAUUGGAAAAUUUAAUAACAGAGACUAUAAAAUAUUUGCUUUUUGUUUUAAAGCAUGUAAAAUCAUUUAGGUGCCUACACUAUAUCCUAUAUUCUUCUUUGAACUCUUCUUAAAUUGGGUUUUGCCUGCUAGCAAAAUAAGUAAGUAUUUGGCUUUGGAGUAGGAAAAGUCCUAGGUAACCCCAGGACUGUACUUCUCUUUGGGAGUACUCCAGAGCACUUGAAAUGGAGAGAGAAUCAUUCCAUAUUGUUUGGCGGUACCCUGUUAGAGAUGUGAAGGUAUACUGUCAAUCUCUUAAAAUUAAAAAUUGUUAGAGAGUGUCUUAGUCAAAGAUUUCUCUCUAGACUUGUAACUGCUCAUCCAUACAUUGUUUAGGACAGAAAUUUUAAAAGAUGAUAGCAAAUCUGAACACUUUUUAUCAGAAUUGUAUGUUAAAAAAUAAUUCAAGAAAAAUAUUUUAUUGCAUUGAAUCAACUUACUCAUAUCCAUAAUUCAGAAUAUUAGAGAUGUUUGAGUUUGUAUCAAUUUCUUCAGUAAUAAGAAAGAAAUUAAUUUUGUUCUGAAUUCCUUCAAGUUUUAUCCUCUGAUGAUAACACCUAAUUAGGAAUUGUAUUUCAAUGAAUUUUAUUUUUCAUUUGUUUUAGAAACAUUGCAGAAGGCAUCAUAAGUAAGUCAAACUUACAGAUUGUAACAUUGAUUUUUGUUUGAAAGUUUGACUUUUGCUGAAAAUAUUGUCAUUUUUAAAAAUGUAAGGGAUAAGGAUAGCAAGAGUGUAUUCAAGUUAUUCACAUUAGGGAAUUGAGUGAAGAUCUUUAAAUUUCUUAGGAUAAAAUUCUAAAUGAAAGCCAUGUUAUAUUACAAUAAUUUUAUUAAAAAUAUAACUAUGUCUAUGUCACCUCUAAUAAGAACCUGUAUUUCCCUGUUAAAUGAAACCUCAAUACCUAGAUGAAUUCUGCUUUUAUUGUUUCCCAAGAAGUACCUCUUCUCAGUAUCAAUAACUUUCAAAGAUAACAAAGGAAUGCUAUUUCUUUCUGAGACUCGGAUGAUAUAAUUGAUGGACCUUUUUCUCAAUAUUUUAAGUUAAAACUCCUUUAAGAGAAAGAAACUGUUAAUUGAUUUAUCAACAUGAAAUUCUCCUAAAUGUGUCAAGUACUUUAUGGCAAUUAGAAAAUUUGACAGCUGGUACCCAAAGUCCUGCUUGUUCUUCCACUCUGUUGUUUCCUACUGAAUUGACAUCUAAGACCCACAUAUAAAAACUUUACAGACUACUAAUUCAUUGUCUCUUUGAAGAAUUGAGAGCAAAAAUCACUCAGCUAUGUGGAAAUUAGUCAUAAUAUCAUGACAUAGUUAUGACUAUACCUAAAGUACCAGGGAUAUCAGGUUAGGUUCAAUAGAAAAGUGGUCAGUGAGGAGACUUUCUGAUUCUGUUCUUAAAAAUUGGUCUUUUAUUUAGAAAAAAUAUCUUCCUAAGAGUUUUGCUUUUGAAAAUGUCUAAAGUUUUAUAAAAGCUUCCCUUAACUACAUUACAGCUUUGGUAAUUAAGUGGCAAAACAGUCUCAUUAUGCUUUUAAAAUACAUCAAUUAAAUGCAUUCCAGAAAUAAUAACAUAUUAUUCUUCAUCUCAACAUCUAUUUAUCUGAAUCCUGACUCUUCAACUGUGAGCAGCCAUUUUGUAAAAACAAAAGAUUUCUUCCCAAACAGUACUUCACAAAUUAAAUGUAGCCUGCUCAUUUCAGUGCAUAAAAUAAACAGCCAGUGCAUUUUCAUUCAGGCAAACUAAAAUAAUAAAUAGGCUUCCUCACUUAAUAAAAAUACAUAUUUAUAAUAUGUUAGGCCUUCAUUUGCUUUCACUGCAUGGGAUGGUUCUAUCUAACCAGAUAUCUGAAUUACUUUAAAAUUUCAGCUAAUUUGGUACAAUUUUAUGGGUCUAAAUUUUUGGCUUGGCUUGCUAUGUAAAUAAUGCAUACAUCUGCUAUUUUGCUGCUAAAUUAUACUUUGUGAAUCAUUUCUUUUAAAAAUCUGGUUCUCACAAAUUUAAAUUACAAUAUCAGCAAAUAAUGCCAGGAAAACAUACUAAUAUAUAUAAGUAGGGCAUGUUUAAAUUGCAUAUAUUUUGGAAUGUCAAUCAAUUUUUUUAAUGGAUGCAUCUGUUAAACCUGUGUCAUUAAUUUUUAAAAGUUUCAUUUGCUGUUUCACAUUAUAUUUUAAAAUGAUAACUUUUGUCCAUUAAUACAGCUUUAGAGAAACAUUUUCUAAUUAAAAUGAUAAAAUAUGCCUCAUUUCACUAGAAUUUUAUGAAUAAACUAUAUGUGUAAAAAGUACAUAGGUACUUAUAGGAUUAUAAAUAUUCACUGUAUCUGUUUUGCUUUUCAUGUAAUUCCAUUUUACUCAUUUGCUUAUUUUAUUUGUAAUUAUUCCAAAUUGUGCACAUUGUAAAUAGCAUGUUUCAUGAUGCAUUAGUCUUUGUAUUUACAGAUUACAGAGCAAGGUGAACCUGUAUAUGAAAAUGAGUAAUGGAAAUCUGAGAUUCUUCUCAGAGUGGAAACAACAACUGUGUGUUAUAUUUAUACAAUUUGUUGCAGAAUUGUCUAAGUCAUAUGUUUAUUUACCUUAAAAAUUCAAAUUGUCACUUAUGAAACAUUUAAAUCAAUAAAUUAUACUCAAGAA